Peromyscus eremicus (cactus mouse) is the source of this 1039-nucleotide messenger RNA. RefSeq names its product neurotrophin 3 (gene Ntf3). Gene Ontology annotation, molecular function: nerve growth factor receptor binding; growth factor activity. Gene Ontology annotation, biological process: negative regulation of neuron apoptotic process; nerve growth factor signaling pathway; positive regulation of peptidyl-serine phosphorylation. The transcript has a single exon. Lineage: Eukaryota; Metazoa; Chordata; Mammalia; Rodentia; Cricetidae. Bases 19 to 795 code for a protein of 258 amino acids. The record is from RefSeq and is a predicted model, not a curated record.
UUACAGGUGAACAAGGUGAUGUCCAUCUUGUUUUAUGUGAUAUUUCUCGCUUAUCUCCGUGGCAUCCAAGGUAACAACAUGGAUCAAAGGAGUUUGCCAGAAGACUCGCUCAAUUCCCUCAUUAUAAAGCUGAUCCAGGCAGAUAUUUUGAAAAACAAGCUCUCCAAGCAAAUGGUAGAUGUCAAGGAAAAUUACCAGAGCACCCUGCCCAAAGCAGAAGCCCCCAGAGAACCGGAGCAGGGAGAGUCCACCAGGUCAGAAUUCCAGCCAAUGAUUGCAACGGACACAGAACUACUGCGCCAACAGAGACGCUACAAUUCACCCCGGGUCCUGCUGAGUGACAGCACCCCUUUGGAGCCCCCUCCCUUGUAUCUCAUGGAGGAUUAUGUGGGCAACCCGGUGGUAGCCAAUAGAACAUCAUCACGGCGGAAACGGUACGCAGAGCAUAAGAGUCACCGAGGAGAGUACUCAGUGUGUGACAGUGAGAGUCUGUGGGUGACCGACAAGUCCUCAGCCAUUGACAUUCGGGGACACCAGGUCACGGUGCUAGGGGAGAUCAAAACCGGCAACUCCCCUGUCAAACAAUACUUUUAUGAAACAAGAUGUAAAGAAGCCAGGCCAGUUAAAAACGGUUGCAGGGGAAUUGAUGACAAACACUGGAACUCUCAGUGCAAAACAUCCCAAACCUACGUCCGAGCACUGACCUCAGAAAACAACAAACUCGUAGGCUGGCGCUGGAUACGAAUAGACACUUCCUGUGUGUGUGCCUUGUCGAGAAAAAUCGGAAGAACAUGAAUUGGCAUCUGUCCCUACAUAUAAAUUAUUACUUUAAAUUAUAUGAUAUGCAUGUAGCAUAUAAAUGUUUAUAUUGUUUUUAUAUAUUAUAAGUUGACCUUUAUUUAUUAAACUUCAGCAACCCUUACAGUAUAUAAGCUUUUUUCUCAAUAAAAUUCUCGUGUGCUUGCCCUUCCCUCAGGCCUCUCCCAUCUGUUAACCUUGUUUUGUGACCGGGCUCUCGGGACCCCUUCUGUAAAAACCU